AUGAAAGGUGACGAAAACUUUGUCAAAAUACUUUUAGAUAAGAAAGCAAAGGUUGAUUGUGUUGAUGAGAACGACGUUACUCCAUUGAAUACGGCCUCUACUUUUGGAUUCAAAGAUAUAACAGAAAUGCUUUUAAAAGGAGGUGCAAAAUUGAAUAAAUUUGAUAACAACGAAAAAUCUCCUUUGAUUAAUGCUUUAGAAAAUGGACAUAUUGAUGUUAUUGGACUGUUGAUGCAAAAAUUAAACCAAAAAUCCAUGGAUUUAAACCACAGUGAUGUUGAUGGAAGAACUCCUCUUUUUGUAGCUGUGGACAAAUGUUACUUUGACACAACAAAAAGACUUGUGAAACUAGGAGCAGAUGUAAAUGUGUUUGAUAGUCAGGAGAGAACACCCUUGUAUUUGGCAGCAGAACACAACUCACUUGAACUUGUAAAAUAUUUAAUCGAAAAAGGAAGCCAGUCCUUGGUAAACAAAGGAGAUGAAAACCAUAAAACACCUUUACACGUGGCUAUAGAAAAGAAUAACUUGGAAAUGGUUGAUCACCUGGUGAAAUAUGGAGCAGAUGUGAAUUCUUGUGAUGAUGACAACAAGACACCAUUACAUGUGGCUAUUGAGAAUUUCCAAAACAGUGAAAUAUUAGAAUAUUUACUGAGAAGGGGUGCUAGAGUCGACAUACCUGGAAAUCAACGAAUUCAAUCUCCUUUAUUUUUAGCAAUAACAAUGAAAAACACUGAAGCCUUUGAUGUUUUAGCAAGAAGCAAAGCUGAUUUGAACAAGAUGGAUGACAGAAGGAGAAGUUUAUUGUGCUAUGCUGUAGAAAGUAACGAGGAAAGGAUAGUCAGAAUCUUACUUCACAAGAAAGUAGAGGUCAACACAGCUGACGAACCUAACAAAAUGACACCUUUGCAUUAUGCAGCUGAUAAGAAUCUCUACGAUAUUGUGAAACUUCUAGUCAAAGAGCAUGCUAAUAUAAAUGCAACUGAUAGUUGUGGACGAACCCCUCUUCACAUUGCAUCGAGAAAUGGAAAUUUUGAAAUAGUUGAACAUUUGGUUCGAAAUGGAGCAGAUGUUAAUAAAGCGGACUUUGCAGGUGAUGGUCCCUGGGAAUAUGCCUUUGAAAAGCAUAGAAAAGAGAUUAUGAUGUAUCUUGCAAAAAGGGGAGCCCAUCUAAGAACUGAAAAAACUUCACUUAUCUACACUAGACAAAAUUCCUAA
Saccostrea cuccullata (small rock oyster) is the source of this 1215-nucleotide messenger RNA. Its product is annotated as ankyrin repeat, PH and SEC7 domain containing protein secG-like. The transcript has a single exon. The record is from RefSeq and is a predicted model, not a curated record. Gene Ontology annotation, molecular function: protein binding. NCBI's taxonomy places the organism in Eukaryota, Metazoa, Mollusca, Bivalvia, Ostreida, Ostreidae. The coding region runs from base 1 to 1215 and encodes 404 amino acids.